Molecule: messenger RNA, 858 nt
Organism: Salvia hispanica
Lineage: Eukaryota; Viridiplantae; Streptophyta; Magnoliopsida; Lamiales; Lamiaceae
Source: RefSeq, a predicted model, not a curated record
UUAUGAAACCUUUUACUAGUAAUUAGUGUUCGAUUUGUCUUAGGUUGUAGUAGUAGUAGUAAUGGAAAGAGAUUCAUUGCACGAUCAUGUAAUGGAUCUCUACAAAUCCCAUCACAAAAACACAAACCCUAAACCUAAUCACUACACAUCCAAAGGCCUUCUAAAAGCUCCACCUCUCUCUCUCCUCCACUCCGCCGCCUUCUCUCUCCCUCCGCCGCAGCUCCCCCGCCGCGCCUCCUCCUCCCCCUCUAAAAACAAGAAGAAAUCGACAAAACCUUCCACUUCCAAAAAAGAAUUGAAAGAAAUUACACCACCAAAGAAUAUUGCAAGAUUUGAUAAUUCAGUGAGAGAUGUGGUGAAAGACCGAGUGGAUAUGCUCUUGGGUUCCGUGAUGUUUGCUAUCUCUCCGCCGCCGCCUAGCAGCUUGCCGUUGCCCAGUUUUUGUUUGAGGCCGAAGCUAAGCUGCAAUGUGGAUGCCGGAGCCACUGAUGAUCUCCGCCGCCUUCUACGCCUAACCUAAUUCAUGCAAAUGGAUCAAUAAUGAUUUCUCGUUUACCUGCUUUCACUUGAAUCCUGAUAUAUUGAGUGAUUGAAAAGGAAACGUCUUAUCAACUAAGUUGCAUUUCCUCGUUCCUCCUCCUGAUUUGUUGUUUUUAGAGAUAUAUAAUUAAUACUACUAUCUAUGUAGUUUUAGAAUGAGAUGUAAUAUUCUGAUUAUUGUUUUAAGUUGUUUGAUUGAAUACUAUGUGACCGACCAGGUCCACUGCCUCUAUUGUUUUUAUUAAACGAGGUGGUGUCCAACGGUAUUGAAUGUACCAAAUUACAUUUAUAUAAUGCAAAUGAUAUCGUUUUAUAGAA